AUGUCUGGCUUUUCCUCCAACGACCCCAACACCCUUCGCGUCCUCGUCGUAGGGGAAAGCAAGGUGGGAAAGACGCUCUUUAUUCGUCGUUUGUGCUACGACGUCUUCGCCUCGGCGGCCUCGUGGGAAGGGGGGAAUCGCUUCUAUUGGGAAAACGCGUGGCCGCCGACGGUGGGGGUGGCCGUCGACGUCCUCAUUCGCGACGCCCCGGUGGAGGAUCGCCCGCGGCCAACGUUGGCUUCCUCGCCCAUAUCCGUGGAUGACGACUUUGACAGCGUCGAGGUGGGGAUCCCCACGGGAAGGGAGGAAGUUUUCUCUAAAGAAGACGAGGAAAUCGGCCUGCAGGUGGAGAAGCGAUCCCCCCUGCUCGCCUUCCGCACGCAGACGAUUGAACUCUACGAGUUGGGUGGGGUCGUCCGGCCUGGGGCGGGCGCGAUGCUACCAUUGCAGCGCCUUCAUUUGGAUGGCGUCGUUUUUGUUUACGAUCGCGCGGAUGUGCGAAGUAGCGCGCGGCUUCGCGGGUGGUUCGCCCUCGUGCGGAAGUUUCUCUUUUCGGAAGGGGGGAAGGGGCCGCACCUGAUGCUGCUCGGCGCGUUGCGGAAACCCGUUCGGGCGUAUCUCCCUUCCCUUUCAGGGGGUCGUGAGCCCCUUCCUUCUUUGCCGGAUGAGCUGCUCCUCGAUCCCGCCUUCCGUGUUCGCGUUUGGCAGGGGAUGGAAAAAGCUCGCGAUGCCUCGCCAAGGGGUGAAGGUGGAUGGAUUCGCCCUUUGAAUUAUUUGAUCGCCUUCAUGCGAGCAGUGGGGUGGGUGAUGUGGAUGUUGAUGAGUCCAUCCCUGGUGCUGUCGGAGAUGUUUCAGGAGGAGCGCGGGGAUGUGUAUUUUCGUGCGUGGGUUGGGAAAAUUGAGUGGUGUGCGCGGUGGAUGAUGUGGAUUGAUCAUUGGAUGACCGUCGCGUUGACGGUGUUGUUGUUUGGGGCCCCUGAAUCUUCCUUCCAGGAGCCAUGCCACAGCUCCAGGUCGGUUCUAAAUCGGAUUCAUGAGGACCCUCACUGCAUCGUGCACGUUCACGCUUGCCACCUGUACGACCGCAUUGCAUUCGAAUCCACCAUCGAUGAAAUUACCAGUUUCUUUGACACCCUGCAUCGGUAUAAAAUCGCACGCUAUUACAAACAGCACUGA
Messenger RNA from Phytomonas sp. EM1, 1176 nucleotides. The record is from the annotation of a GenBank genome assembly. NCBI's taxonomy places the organism in Eukaryota, Euglenozoa, Kinetoplastea, Trypanosomatida, Trypanosomatidae.